Messenger RNA from Rosa chinensis, 1632 nucleotides. RefSeq names its product UPF0481 protein At3g47200. The record is from RefSeq and is a predicted model, not a curated record. The coding region runs from base 93 to 1577 and encodes 494 amino acids. NCBI's taxonomy places the organism in Eukaryota, Viridiplantae, Streptophyta, Magnoliopsida, Rosales, Rosaceae. The transcript has 3 exons.
UUGGCUAACCCAUUAUAGACUGCUAAGUUAUGGAAGAGAAUAGAAGACUUGUCUUUGCCUAACCCAUCUACAUCAUUAGUCUGAAAUAAGAGAUGGACAAAGCGAUGGGCACCCUACGUGACAAAGCGAUGGGCAUACUCGGACCAGACUUUGUCAACACCAUAUUACAUUUAAAUGAUCCGGAUGCUAUGCAGAAGCUGCGAAUUAAAUAUAAAGAGCGCUUGACCGAGUUGUACGUAAGAGAGGAGCGGAUAAGACCGGAGAUUUGCAUUUAUAGAGUUCCGGAGAAACUUCGAAAACUGAAGGAGGAUGCCUACAAUCCCCGCGCUGUCUCAAUUGGACCUUUCCAUCGAGGCAAAAGUAGCCUUGCACCAAUGGAACACCAUAAACUAUUAUACACGGCAUCCUUUCUCGGUUCGUUUAUUGCGAGUAGCGAAGCUACUGAAAAAUACAUGGAUAGUUACAUGGAACAUCCUAUUGCUCCUAUACAUGUUGAUUGGCCGGUUAAUAAAUGCUACAAUGAAGAGAUCAAAUGCGAAGAAGGCAGGGAUAAGCUUACUGAAUUGCUACAAGAUGGCUGCUUCAUAUUGCAACUUUUCCUCAGCUUUGCCCAAUUGAUCAAGGAUAGUUCAGACGAAUACGAAUCUGAUCCAUUAAUAAACAAUGCUUGGAUGAUCAGAGAUCUUUGGCACGAUCUAGCAUUGCUUGAAAACCAAAUCCCCUUCUUUGUCCUCGAAAUUUUAUAUGACAUUGUCAAGCCUUGUGUAAUGAAAAUGAACAACGGCAAAGCACCAGAGUCGGUCAGUAGUCUUGCUUUAAAUUUCUUUAAGCCUAUGCUGAGCCAAAACUCAAAUAUAGUGGAGCAUUCGUACCCGGACUGCAAACAUUUGCUUGAUCUCUUGCACAAAUCCUCCCUGCUCGCAGUUUCAGGAGAUACUGCCUUCACAGUCUAUGACGUCAGAGAUCGGAGAUCGACAAUGGCUUUAAACCAUGCUGCAGCUGCUAAUUUGAGUCCAGGGAAUCAAUAUUGGGGAUUAAAAUAUUGCGCUGAAGAACUUGUACAGUCCGGAAUUGAGCUUCGUAAAGAGUCAGGGGACUCUCUGGUGAACAUAACCACCACAAGCGACCGCCAGCUGAUCAUCAACAUCCCACCGCUGUUCAUUGACGAGGUAAGGGAUUCACUCUUCAGGAACCUGAUUGCCUACGAACAAAGCAGUAUCAAAAUUAGUCAUCAUGUCACAUCUUAUGUUAUCCUCAUGAAAAGUCUUGUCCGUUCUCCACGAGAUGUCAAGCUUCUUAGGAAAAAAGGCAUCAUAUCUCAGUAUUGGAUCGAAGACCAAGAAUAUUUAAGUUGCUUCGUAAGUUUUCUAGAUGAAGUUUUUCCCAGGGACUUCUAUUUCAGUUCUUUGUGUGGCCAAGUGGAUGCCUACGCGAAUAAGUUCUGGUUUCGUAGAAAGAUGAGCGCUCUUUAUCGCACUUAUUUCUCAACAGCCUGGAGUAUGACAUCAUUCAUUGCUGCCAUUUGCCUUUUCAUUCUCACAGUCUUACAAACAUACUUUACCAUCAACCCUCGCUAAUUCUUGCUUCAUAUAUGUAUCCUCUUUUCGUAAAUGCAUGCAGUUGACCGGGGCA